AUGUUUGUGGUAGUGGCGUGGCGCGGAACCUACUCCGACGUUGCACACACAAUGCAUCUCAUCUCCAUCCGGCACGCCCGAUCAAUACGACGUCGCAUGUAUUUAUUAGAAGAUGACGACGGUAAUGGUGAUAAUAAUGAUGAUGAUGAUAAUAAUGAUGAUGAUGAUAAUAAUGAUGAUGAUGAUAAUAAUGAUGAUGAUGAUAAUAAUGAUGAUGAUGAUAAUGGCAGUAUGCGACUAAGCGCUGACGCCGUCGACGUUGGCAAUUACUUCCAUGCCACGGCCCCAUGUCCAAUACGGCAAGGAUAG
Bipolaris oryzae ATCC 44560 is the source of this 309-nucleotide messenger RNA. RefSeq lists its product as uncharacterized. The record is from RefSeq and is a predicted model, not a curated record. The transcript is spliced from 4 exons. Bases 1 to 309 code for a protein of 102 amino acids. NCBI's taxonomy places the organism in Eukaryota, Fungi, Ascomycota, Dothideomycetes, Pleosporales, Pleosporaceae.